AUGGCCACAAGAUAUCUCAUAACUGGCGCGAAUCGCGGGAUUGGCCGAGGUCUGACCAACCUCAUCCUCGCUCGCCCAAAUACCACUGUCCUCGCUCUGGUACGGGACCCGGACGACGAAACAAGCAAAUCCCUUGCAUCGGUUCCACGUGGGUCAAACAGUAUUCUCAUCGUCCUACCCUACGACGCGAAAGACCCCAACGAUGCCGCCGCCACUGCGAUUACAACAGCCCAGCGCGACCACGGGAUCACACAUCUUGAUGUGGUUAUCGCCAAUGCAGGAAUGCUAGGCUGGUACGGACCGGCAGUCGAUACCUCCCCAGAAGCGAUCCAUGAACAUAUCACGGUCAACACUGUCGGGCCCUUGCUCCUGUUCAAGGCAUGUCUGCCACUGUUGCAGCGGGCAUCCUCGUCUCCGGAAGAGAAAGGUGCUGUGGAAGAUAAAGGGCCCGCGAAAUUCAUCGCCAUCAGUUCCGCCCUCGGAUCUACCACACUGAUCCCGCAGUUCCGGCCGUCUAAGACCCUUGCAUACGGGUUGAGCAAAGCUGCCUUGAACCAUACCUGUCGCAAAUUCAGUGUCGACUAUCCGGACCUGGUGAUUGAGAUGUUGACGCCUGGUCCUGUGAGGACGGAUUUGACGCGAGAGUUUACGGCUGUCUUCGACAAGGCCUUGAAGGCGAAUCCGAAGCUGGCUGACCGGUUCGCCGACAUCGACAAUGUGGUGAAAGGUUUGUUGGAAUGCAUCGACUCGGCGUCAAAGGAGACCAGUGGUGGCUUUCGAGACUGGAAGGGAGAAGUCAUACCGUGGUGA
This is a messenger RNA of Capronia coronata CBS 617.96, 810 nucleotides long. RefSeq lists its product as uncharacterized. The coding region runs from base 1 to 810 and encodes 269 amino acids. The record is from RefSeq and is a predicted model, not a curated record. Lineage: Eukaryota; Fungi; Ascomycota; Eurotiomycetes; Chaetothyriales; Herpotrichiellaceae. The transcript has a single exon.